This is a messenger RNA of Chaetura pelagica (chimney swift), 1035 nucleotides long. It is a transcript of the gene GALM, whose product is annotated as galactose mutarotase (aldose 1-epimerase). Lineage: Eukaryota; Metazoa; Chordata; Aves; Apodiformes; Apodidae. The transcript is spliced from 7 exons. Gene Ontology annotation, biological process: glucose metabolic process; beta-D-galactose catabolic process via UDP-galactose, Leloir pathway. The record is from RefSeq and is a predicted model, not a curated record. Gene Ontology annotation, molecular function: carbohydrate binding; aldose 1-epimerase activity. Bases 1 to 1035 code for a protein of 344 amino acids.
AUGACCGAAGUGAAGGCAGAGGUGUUCGGGCACCUGCCCCCGGAGGAAGGAGGGGGAGCGGUGGAGAAGUUCGUGCUGAGGUCGGGGAGCGUGAAGGUGGAGAUCCUGUCCUUAGGGUGCAUUAUCGCCGCGCUGGAGACCAAGGACAGGGAUGGGGAGUUCUCGGAUGUUGUCCUGGGCUUUGACACUUUGGAAGGUUACGUGAGGAAGCACCCUUUCUUUGGUGCUGUCGUGGGGCGCGUCGCCAACAGGAUUGCCAAGGGGAGGUUCUCUGUCGAUGGGAAGGAGUAUCAGCUGUUCCUCAACAGUGGGCCAAACAGCCUGCAUGGAGGAUCCAAGGGAUUUGACAAGGUUCUGUGGAGCCCCCAGGUUCUCCCAAACGGUGUCUGUUUCUUCCGGCUCAGCCCUGACGGUGAGGAAGGCUACCCUGGUGACCUGAAAGUCUGGGUGACCUACACUCUCAAUGGUGGGGAGCUGGCCAUCAACUAUCGAGCCCAGACCAGCAAGACGACACCCAUCAGCCUGACCAAUCAUGCAUACUUCAACCUUGCAGGGCAGGGCUCACGAGAUAUCUACGACCAUGAGAUUUGUAUUGAAGCAGAUUCCUACCUGCCUGUGGACGACACCAAGAUCCCUACUGGGGAGGUGGCCCCUGUGCAUGGUACUGGCUUCGAUCUCCGGCAGCCCAUGGAGCUGGGGAAGCACUUGCAGAAGUUUUGCCUGGAUGGCUUCGACCACAACUUCUGCCUGCAACAGGCACAAGUUCGACGCCUUGUGGCCAGGGCUCGCCACCCACCUACUGGCAGGGUCAUGGAGGUUCACACCACUCAGCCUGGCAUCCAGUUUUACACCGGGAACAACCUGGACGCUUCCCUGAAAGGCAAAGGUGCUGCUGUGUACCCCAAGCACUCGGCUUUCUGCUUGGAAACCCAGAACUGGCCUGAUGCUGUCAACAAGCCCCACUUCCCCAACGUCCUGCUCCGGCCAGGUGAGGAAUACAACCACACCACGUGGCUCGUGUUUAGCGCCGCUUAA